This is a messenger RNA of Zonotrichia albicollis (white-throated sparrow), 1092 nucleotides long. Lineage: Eukaryota; Metazoa; Chordata; Aves; Passeriformes; Passerellidae. The record is from RefSeq and is a predicted model, not a curated record.
GGCAGCUGCGCUACUCGGUGCCCGAGGAGAUGCCCAAGGGCUCGUUCGUGGGCGACGUGGCCAAGGACCUGGGGCUGCAGCUGCCAGAACUCAAAGACCGCGACGCCCACGUUUUUGACACAAGUAGGACACGGUACUUUUUUUUGGACUUGCAGAACGGCCACUUAUCUAUGAUGGAGCAGGUGGACAGAGAAGAAAUAUGUGCAGCUGUCGCUAAAUGUGUUUUAAACUUUGAAAUUCUUGUAAAGCGUCCAAUGAACAUUUACAAAGGGGAGGUAGAAAUAAUGGAUAUUAACGAUAAUCCUCCCAGUUUUCCAGAAAGAAGAAACGUCUUAGAAAUCAGCGAGAAUACUGCACCAGGUGCUCGCUUCCCAUUAGAGAAAGCUCAUGAUCCCGACAUCGGAGUGAACUCUUUACAGAAUUACAAAUGUAGCGAGAGCAGCUAUUUCACCUUGGACGUGAAAACUGGAGGUGAUGGUGUGAAAUAUCCGGAAUUAUUAUUGGUGAAAUCUUUGGAUCGGGAACAGAAGGCUGUUCAUCAUUUGAUCCUGACAGCCACAGACAACGGAAGUCCAGUGAAAUCAGGAUCGACAACAAUCGAAAUAAUUGUGUUAGAUGGAAAUGACAAUGCUCCAGAAUUUACUCAGUCUGUGUAUAAGGUGACGGUGAGAGAAGACAUGGCUGUAGGAAGUCGGGUGUUAAAGGUCACAGCAACUGACAGAGACGAAGGGCCAAAUGCCGAGGUAAAAUACUCGUUCUUUCAGAUCCCAGAGAAGUUCGACAAGACUUUUAAGAUGGAUCCAGAAAGUGGAGAAAUUGUCAUAUCAGAGAACUUGAAUUUCGAAGAACACGAGUUUUACGAAUUGGUUGUGCAAGCUCGGGAUGCGGGCGGACUCUCUUCCCACAGCAAAGUACUCAUCAAGGUCGUUGAUGUAAACAACUACGUUCCCGAGAUUGUCGUCAUGUCCGUGUUCACUCCGGUUCCGGAAGAUACACCGGUGGGGACAGUGAUAGCAAUUUUCAGUGUCCAAGACAGGGAUUCUGGAGCGAACGGAGAGGUGCAGUGCAGCAUCAGCGACAGCCAGCCGUUCC